GCUGCGCUCCUUUCUACUUCCACGCUUCCCAGUUGAUUUCUUCUGCUUGCAUUCCUCUGGUUUUUCUUUUCUUUGGUUGGGUCUCACUGUCUUGCGCUUGGUUUCUAUAUAAGUGAGGAGUUUUUUCUUGGAGGAGUAGAAGGGCAGCUCUCUACUUCUCCAAGAUCUGAAAAAAUGGAUGGCUGUUGGUGGAAGCUUUCUGGUUUUGGAGCUGGAUUUUGCUUGAAUACGUUGAGGAAGGUAGCCUUUGCAGGCCUUACCUGCACCUUUGCACUGUGUGGAGCCUUGAUAGGGUCGAUUUCAGGCGCGCUCAAAGGCCAGACCACGGAGACGGGGCUGUUCCGCGGCGCGGGCAUUGGCGCGGUCGCUGGCGCGCUGCUCUCCGUCGAGGUGCUGGAGUCUUGCCUCCAAGGAGAGCUGUCAUCCAAGGUGGCUAUAUUUGGUAGCCUACUAAAUGGGAAGAUAUUUCGAGAGUGGGUGAGCCCGGCAAUGCUCAAAGCAUACCAGUGGCAAAUCAAUGCAAUUGAAGCUAGUAAUGGAGAGACCGCAGACCUAUUCGAUAUCAGUAGAAGCAUUGGUUUGUUGCCGGAUAUCAUCAAGAGGCUUCCUGAGUUUGAGAUCAAAAGUGAUGACAGUAUCAAUUCAUGCGGGGAGUUGAUCUCUUGUGCUGUUUGCCUGCAGGAUUUCAAGGAUGGAGAGAGUGCAAGAAGAUUACCUGUUUGUGGGCAUUUCUUUCAUGCGCUCUGCAUAGAUAGGUGGCUAGUGAGACAUGGCUCUUGCCCUAUUUGCAGGCAGGAUGUGUAGGGUCUCAUUUAAUUCUUACAAUUUGAAAAAGGUAUUCCAAGUUUGAUGGCAAACCACCUCUAGCAAUCAAAAUUCAGAUUCAUGAAGGAUCAACCACUGGUCUAGUUAUCCUAACAUCCUGUUGCAGUCAAUGGUGCCAAACUCAUUGUGUAAACUUGAAUUUAUUGAUUUAGACUGAUAAUUUCAGAAAAAA
Messenger RNA from Phoenix dactylifera (date palm), 997 nucleotides. Its product is annotated as NEP1-interacting protein 1. The record is from RefSeq and is a predicted model, not a curated record. Lineage: Eukaryota; Viridiplantae; Streptophyta; Magnoliopsida; Arecales; Arecaceae.